Molecule: messenger RNA, 738 nt
Organism: Paramecium pentaurelia
Lineage: Eukaryota; Ciliophora; Oligohymenophorea; Peniculida; Parameciidae
Source: the annotation of a GenBank genome assembly
AUGAAUUCAUUUGUGUACUCAUUCAAAAAUCCAAGUAGUGAAUUUGUAGAAUCAGCUAAUUUUGUACAAAACAAAAGGCCAAACCAAUUUUGUUUAAAGAUAUUUAAUUAGUAGUCAUAUGAAGAUUUUAAACUGGAAGACUAAUUAUAAUAACCUUUAUAAUAAUAAUCUUAAGAUUAAUAUCCUUAACUAAGUAUUAGCCAAUACUUCUUGAACCCUUAACUUAGUCUGGAAUUAAAAUCUAAAUUUCCUUCUCUAGAUAAAUAUAUCAAGAAAAAGAAAAUACAUAAAAAAGCAAAAUUAUAGUCAGCUGCAAUUAGAGAUUAUAAGAAAAAUAUAUGUAGAAAUAUUUUAAGACAUGGUAUAAAAGGAAUAAAUAACACACUGGCUUAAUUAUUUUUAUUAGAAAAGUUUAGAAAUAAUAAUCAAAAAUUAAUUGAAUUUCAAAGGUUUUAUUAAUAAAAUGUGGAAAUCAUAUCAGGUUUUAGAGUCCUUAAAGAUCAUUUAAUAAUUUAAGCAGGUGAACCUAAAGAAGAAUAAGAAAGAAAAAGAAUUUUUUAAUAAUAUCUCAUAUGGUUCUUGUCUUCAUAAGCAACAAAAUGUAUAUUAUAAUCAGAAGCAAAUAAUAUUGCCGAAUAUGUAAAAUAUAAAAAUGAUGUUUUAUUAUAUUAUGUCUAGUAACCUUCACAAUGGUAUUCUAAUAAACCUUUAUGGAGAUAAAAGAAUGAAGUAAUAUGA